Messenger RNA from Ilex paraguariensis (yerba mate), 2053 nucleotides. NCBI's taxonomy places the organism in Eukaryota, Viridiplantae, Streptophyta, Magnoliopsida, Aquifoliales, Aquifoliaceae. The record is from the annotation of a GenBank genome assembly.
ACCUCCUCCCCCGUCGGUGGAACUGCGAAGUCAAUCUCUCUCUCUAUCUCUCAAUAAACUCGAACCCUGUACCCAAUUUCUCUCACCACUCACAAGAACCCAACAAUGGCCUCGUUCCAAUUCUUCUCUCUCUUAAUCUUCACCUUCGUUCUGCUCAUCACACCAACCCUCUCUGAAAUACGGCUCACCGAGAUCCGAUCCGACGACAGACCCACCAUCCCCUUCGACGAAUUUGGAUUCACCCACUCCGGCCAACUCGACCUCGAUGUCACCCAAAUCCUCCUCGAAUACCCUACCCAAAACCCCAAUCCCGAUCUCUCCCAAAUCGGGUUCUUCCUCUGCACUCGAGACUCUUGGCUUCACGUCCUCGAACAGCUCCAAGAAGGCGAAAUCCAUUGCUAUCUCAAAUCCAAUCUCGUCAAACUCUUCUUCACUUUGGACAAAAUUCGACCCUUAGACAAUCACUUCAACAGCACCGUCAAAGUCACCGACGCCAAUCAGUUCACUCUGGUCUUAGCCAAUUGUAUUCCAAACCUCAAGAUUUCAAUGAAUGUUCACUCAUCUAUGUACAAUAGGAACCCCAAAACUGGUCAGCGUGUUUAUUUGUCCGCCGGUAAAACGUCUCUCCCCGUCAUUUUCUUUUUGUUUUUCUUGGUAUACAUGACAUUGGGUGGUGUAUGGGCUUAUACUUUAUACCAUGCUAAAAGAUCAGCAUCUGUUUACGGGAUUCACUUCUUCAUGCUUGGGGUUGUGAUUUUGAAGGCUUUGAAUCUCUUGUGUGAGGCCGAGGAUAAAUCGUAUAUUAAGAAAACCGGUAGCGCUCAUGGUUGGGAUGUUGUUUUCUAUAUUUUCAGUUUCUUGAAGGGAAUUACAUUGUUCACAUUGAUAGUUUUGAUUGGGACUGGUUGGUCGUUCUUGAAACCGUAUUUGCAAGGUAAGGAAAAGAAGGUUUUGAUGAUUGUGAUACCUUUACAAGUUGUUGCGAAUGUUGCCCAAGUGGUGAUUGAUGAGACUGGGCCUUAUGGGCAGGAUACAUAUACGUGGAAACAAGUGUUUUUGCUUGUUGAUAUCCUUUGUUGUUGCGCGGUUUUGUUUCCGAUUGUUUGGUCUAUUAAGAAUUUACGUGAGGCAGCCAGGACGGAUGGGAAGGCUGCAGUGAAUUUGAUGAAGUUGACACUGUUCAGGCAGUACUACGUAUUCGUUAUAUGUUACAUUUACUUUACACGGGUUGUGGUUUAUGCUUUGAAAACUAUAACUUCGUAUCGGUAUCAAUGGACGAGUGAGGUAGCAGCUGAAUUGGCUACACUUGCCUUUUAUGUGUUUACGGGGUAUAAUUUUAGGCCUAAGGUGCACAACCCUUAUUUUGCCAUCGAUGAUGAAGAGGAGGAAGCUGCUGCUGAGCAACUCAAGCUUGAUGAUGAAUUCGAAUUGUGAGUCUGCAUUUUGGAGGUUGAAGAGAGAAUAAGCAAGGCCAAGGUAGGAAUAAUCCAAUACCAAACCCGUUUAUGAUUUUAAUAUCAAUGCAUGAACUCGUUUUCCAUAUUAUAUGCUGUGUAAUUCCACAUACUCUGCUGUUGUAUUAUUUUCACGCGUUUUGAAUUGUGCUUUGGCAAUAUAGUAUUCGAAAUAUAGGAUAUUGUUGUUUAUGAAUUAGAAGAAUGGAGAGAUAUGGGAAGUUGCUUGCUUCAAACUCUGGUGAAAGGUUGUCUCCUUGAUGAUCUUAUACUUGCUAGUUUUUUUUGUCAAUUUCAGUAAAACAUGUGCAUGAGCAAAUGCAAAUAAACUUGUAUUGUUCAUUGGGACUUGGGAGUAUUCCAAUAGCAAGGUUUGGAAUAUUAAUGGUGUGAAAUAUGCUUUUUGCAUGUAGUUUGGUACAAGCUAUGAUUUGUGCUGCUGCAUAUUUCUCGGUAAGAUCUCUGUCUCUUGUUGAAUUUUGUACUAACCCUGUUUCCGGUGGUAAAACUUGAUUAUAUCAAACUAAUUUGGUAUUGUAAAAUAAUGCACUGUGAGAGGAUGUGUCUGGUUUUACCGACUUAUGAGAGCAUAUCGUUUU